Molecule: messenger RNA, 1735 nt
Organism: Dalotia coriaria
Lineage: Eukaryota; Metazoa; Arthropoda; Insecta; Coleoptera; Staphylinidae
Gene: O-fut1
Product: O-fucosyltransferase 1
Exons: 3
Coding region: 42-1196 (384 amino acids)
Biological process (GO): protein O-linked glycosylation via fucose; Notch signaling pathway
Molecular function (GO): peptide-O-fucosyltransferase activity
Source: RefSeq, a predicted model, not a curated record
UUAACAUAGCCCAAGUAGUCGGCAUUACAAACAAAUGAAACAUGUAUUUAAAACUCAUCACUUAUUUUACAUUGGUUUUUUGUAUAAACAAUAGCAAAGCUCAUGAAUUAGACACAAAUGGCUACAUUUUAUACUGUCCAUGCAUGGGUAGAUUUGGGAACCAAGCAGAUCACUUUCUUGGUGCUUUAGGAUUUGCUCAAGGAUUAAAUCGUACUUUAGUGCUUCCACCUUGGGUGGAAUACAGAUAUGGUGAACCUAAAUCAAUUCAAGUGCCUUUUGAUACAUACUUCAAGGUAGAACCCUUGAGAGAAUUUCAUAAAGUAAUUACAAUGGAAGAAUUUAUGAGAGAUAUUGCUCCUAUUGAAUGGCCUCUUAAUGAAAGAAUAUCAUUUUGUUAUACUAAUAGAGGGGAUGAUAAUAAUUGCAAUGCAAAGUAUGGUAAUCCAUUUGGUCCAUUUUGGGACACAUUUGAUGUAGAUUUUGUUGGUUCAGAGUUUUAUGGUCCUCUACAUUAUGACACCUACAAUCAUGACAUGGCAAGGCAAUGGAAAGACAAAUAUCCACCAAAUAAAUGGCCGGUUUUGGCCUUCUCUGGUGCCCCUGCAGCCUUUCCAGUGCAAGCAGAAAACCGCCACUUGCAUAAAUAUUUAAAAUGGACUGAUACAUAUGAGACGAGAGCAGAUGACUUUAUUACCAGCAUGCCAAAAGGUGCCUUUAUUGGUAUUCAUUUAAGAAAUGGAAUUGAUUGGGUCCGAGCUUGCGAACACAUCCCGGAAAGCCCGAAUUUAUUUGCCGCUGCACAAUGUUUAGGUUACCGCAACGAGCAUGGCGUGGCCACACCAGACAUGUGUCUUCCCACGAAGGAAACAAUUCUACGGCAAUUGAAACGUGUCAUUAAGAAAUUACAAACAAUCAAGUCGGUUUUCGUUGCGUCGGAUAGCAAUCAUUUGAUUAGGGAAUUGAAAACUGGACUGGAGCGCAUCAAAGUCGACGUAUACAAGUAUCCGGAAAACAGCCCGCAUGUCGAUUUGGUGAUUUUGGGUAAGGCGCAUCACUUUAUUGGUAAUUGCAUUAGCUCGUACAGCGCCUUCGUUAAGCGCGAACGCGAUGCUAAGGGAUUAACGAGUAGUUUCUGGGCGUUUCCGAGUGAAAAAGACAAAACCAAACGGGCAAACGUCAGUCAUCUGGAAUUAUAGCGUAAGACUGUAUUUACCGCACCGAUAAGUAUUUAUUUUUCAGCUUUUGCUUAAUAUUGUGAAUUUGAAACUGUAAUCUCAGUAUUUUUAUAUCUAUGAAGUAUUUUUGAUACCAACGUUUACACGAGAUAAUUUUAAGUUUUUCAAAAUGCCGAAACACAUUUAAUUUAAGUUAUUAUGUGUGGAAAUAUGAGCAGUUAGGGUUUAUUAGCUAUGUGCACAAAGCAAUAAUUUUACAUAUCUUCAUAAUACAACUAAAGCAAAGCACAUUAAGUUAAUUAGUGAUUACAAGAACUAAGAUUGAGACAGUAAAAUCCCUUUAUUGCAUCAUGUUACUAAGUAAUUUUCCAUUUUAUAUACGUCCAAUCAUACUUCGUCGCCUUUUAUUAAAAACACCGUUCAUAUUUAUAUACAACGAUAAUUAUUGUAAACAUAAUGACUAAAACUGAAUAUCAACCAUGAUAAAAACAUGUGUAAUUCAAUUGCAAAGCAAAUAAGACACAUUGUGACUUUAAUAAUACGCAAAUUUACAAACGGAA